Molecule: messenger RNA, 753 nt
Organism: Mucor velutinosus
Lineage: Eukaryota; Fungi; Mucoromycota; Mucoromycetes; Mucorales; Mucoraceae
Exons: 2
Coding region: 1-753 (250 amino acids)
Source: RefSeq, a predicted model, not a curated record
AUGGUAGUUCAAAGGAGAUGGCUUUACAUUGCUGUGGCUGCAUCCGUCCUUAUAUCGCUUGUAGUAAUACAGCCAUUCAGCAAAUCAGACAUCAUCUUUGAUCAGCUAGCUCUUGCCAUGCAAUCAAACGCUUACAGCCAACCUACGCUAGCGCUGUUUAUUUGCGUAUUCUCAAUACCAGUGCCUCCUCUCUCUGCAUUCAUACUAGCAGUGUACAUGGCAGGGUAUGCGUAUGGCCCUGAAGGUGGUGUGCCUGCUACUACAGGUGCAUUUUUUGGUGCAUUGCUUGCGUACGGACUUGUACAGAAACUGCGUUUGGUGCCUUGGCUUAAAGUCUCCGACAGAGCCAAGCUCAAAUUUGAAGCACUGUCCAGAGCUAUUGAACAAGGCGGCUUCAAGAUGGUGUUGAUGCUGCGCCUUUCGCCUCUGCCAUGGCAAAUCACGAACCUUGUGCUAGCAUUAUGUGACAAUGUGAGCUUUAGGAUGUAUGCACUAGCUGCCUUCAUUUCGUCAUUCAAAAUCAAUGCCGAUGUAUGGUUUGGAUCACAAUUAGCCAACCUGUCUCGACCAGAUACGUCCCCUGAAGCAUUGACCAUGAAUCGCAUCAUCACAAUCAUAGGCUUUGUGGUGUCGACAAUUGCUACUUUCUCUAUAUAUAAGUUGACAAAGCAAAGAGUCAAGCAAAGCGAGGAGGAGCAGGAGCAAGCGCAUUUGCUAGGUCAACAAGAAGAAGCCUUAUCUCUGCAUGCAUAA